CUAGAAGCCCAUCUGACUCCCUUGGCAGCGUUUGUUUACUGCCUGGGAGAAGAAGAAGAAGAAGAAGAAGAAAAAAGACAGGCAACACACAUAACCUGGGUGACAGAGCAACUACCUUUUUCUGGCCGUCCAAACAAGAUUUGAAAAAGCUCCAAAAAUAGAAGAAGACAAGUACGACUUUGCUCUGCUUUGUGGCGCGUCUGCCAUUUUACACGAGCAACGCGACUGGACGGUGUGACGUUCACGUGAAAAGCCCGAAAAAACGUGGAGCUUACUUGCUGUCGCGCGGAGCUGCAGAAAAAUUCCGAAAUCUCAGUACCGGACCUCGCGUCGGAGUUCGGAGUAGAAACAACGCACGAGGAUAACUUUUUGCCAUGCUUUGGCCCACGCUCGACGCGCAUUCGUGGGACGAGUUGUUGUUUUUCCGAAACUCGCGCAAACGUUGCGCCACGCGGGCUUCCAGCGACCUGGACUCACAGCAGCUAACAGAAUUAGACCAAAUAUUAAUUUGCCGUGUAAAUAGUCCACGUUUAUGUGGACGUAACAGCCCAUUUUUGUAGUGGGUGAGGUAAACUUUUACGUGUGUGGUCUUGGUUGUCUGUCUGGGCUUGGCUACUUUUGAUCAACUAGCUCGUUAGCUCCUGAUUGCUAACGUUAGCUGCCAGGUAAAGCCGCUUUUGGGCUCACUUAGUCGGGGGAGUUCAAGCCACAAACCCGCGGAGAAGCCAGACGUGGCUGGCUGUCUGUUUUAGCAUUAGCUUUAGCCGCCGCGGCAGCUUGAGUGAACACGUUGGACUCGUUCCUCCGCCCAUCUUCCGGGGUCAUUUUUUGUUUACUUGCUGGCUCACGCUGCAAAAGCAAAAGAAUUUCCUGAAGAAGAAUUACAUCCCCGAACAAGCAUCUCGUCCUCCCCCCCCCCCCACGCCCCCUUCUUCUUGUGUCUCCCCUUCCCUCGCCACAAGGAUUACUCGGGAGUUCUUGGCCGGCUCGCAGCAGAUUGUCGGAUGGUGCUCGAGCCCGAGUCAGUUAUGUGGCUCCGGACUUUGGCUCUUGUUUUGGCCGCAGCCUGCUUCGUGACCACCACCGCGGAGAUCUGUCCGAGCAAGGACAUCCGUAACAAUGUGACCAAACUCAACUCGCUGGCCAACUGCACAGUGAUCGAAGGCCACCUCAAGAUCAUCCUCAUGUUCGGAAGCAAGCCCGAGGACUUCCGGGGCCUGUCCUUCCCCAAGCUGACGGUGGUGACCGACUACCUGCUGCUGUUUCGCGUGUACGGCCUGGAGAGCCUGAGCGAGCUGUUCCCCAACCUGACGGUGAUCCGCGGCAACAACCUGUUUUUCAACUACGCCCUGGUGGUCUUUGAGAUGCUGCAGCUGCGCGAGCUGGGCCUACACAGCCUGAUGAACAUCACGCGGGGAGCCGUCAGGAUCGAGAAGAACCCGGACCUCUGCUACCUGUCCACGCUGGACUGGUCCAAGGUCCUGGACUCGGUGGAGGACAACUACAUCGUGGCCAACAAGAACGACAGGGAGUGCGGGGACGUGUGCCCCGGGGCGUCCGUGGGAAAGACCACCUGCCAAACCACCACCAUCAACGGACACUUCAGCGAGCGAUGCUGGACGCAGAAGCACUGCCAGAGAAUGUGCCCAGUCCAUUGCAAGCACCGCGCCUGCACCCGGGACCAGCAGUGCUGCCACGAGCGCUGCCUGGGCGGCUGCCUGGAGCCCCAGUCGGCCGAGCACUGCGUGGCCUGCCGGGGCCUCCAGCACCGGGGCGGCUGUGUGGAGCGCUGCCCCCACGGCUACUACACCUUCAAGGGCUGGCGUUGCGUCUCCUUCGCUUUCUGCCAGGAACUCAACCACCGGUGCAGGCGGGAGAAGGAGCGCAGCAAGAACCCCGAGUGCCACGAGUACGUGAUCCACAACGGCGGCUGCAUCCAAGAGUGUCCGUCCGGCUACACCACCGUCAACUCGUCCGCGCUGAACUGCACUCCGUGUGCCGGACUCUGCCCAAAAGUGUGCACGGGUCUGAAAACCGUGGACUCGGUCACGGCGGCGCAGGCGUUGAGAGGCUGCACCAUCCUCAAUGGCAGCCUGGUCAUUAACCUGCGCGGAGGAAAUAACAUAGCGGCGGAGCUGGAGGCCAGCCUGGGCCAGCUGGAGGAGAUCACCGGCUACCUGACGGUGCGGCGCUCCUACGCCCUGGUUUCGCUCUCCUUCUUCCGCAAGCUGCGCGUCAUUCGUGGGGAGGUGACGGAAAUUGGCAAUUACUCCUUCUACGCCCUGGACAACCAGAACCUGCGACAGCUGUGGGACUGGUCCAAGCACAAACUAAGCAUUGUGCAGGGACGCAUGUUCUUCCACUACAACUCCAAAUUGUGCAUGUCCGAGAUCCGUAAAAUGGAGGAGGUCACCGGCACCCGGGAGCGCAGGAACGACAUCGCGUCCAAGAACAACGGCGACCAGGCCUCGUGCGAGAAUUACGUGCUGAAGUUCACUCAGAUCCGCACCAUGAGCGAUAAGAUCAUGGUGAAGUGGGAAGCCUUCUGGCCUCCGGACUUCAGAGACCUGCUGGGCUUCAUGGUGCUCUAUAAAGAGGCGCCUUUUCGGAACGUGACCGAGUUUGACGGUCAGGACGCGUGCGGCUCCAACAGCUGGGUGAUCGCAGACGUGGACCCGCCGCCUCGCUCCACCGAAGGCGACCGGGACCACUUUGAGCCGGGCCACCUCAUCUUGCCCCUCAAGCCCUGGACGCAGUACGCCAUCAUGGUCAAGACGCAGCUCUCCGCCUCCGACGAGCACCAGGUCAACGGGGCCAAGAGCGACAUCAUCUACGUGCGCACCAACGCCACCAAACCGUCGGUCCCUCUCGACCCCAUCUCAUCGUCCAACUCGUCCUCCCAGAUCAUACUGAAGUGGAAGCCCCCCAACGACCCCAACGGCAACAUCACGCACUACCUCGUCUUCUGUCAGCGGCAGGCCGAAGCCAGCGAGCUCUACAAGUUUGACUACUGUCAGAAGGGAAUGAAGCUGCCCUCGCGGGUACCCACUCAGGUGGACGGCAACGAGGAGCAAAAGUGGAACCAGACAGAGGAGCAGGGCGUCGGCACGGGAUGCUGCACCUGUCCCAAGACCGACAAAGAGUUGAAGAAGGAGAAAGAGGAGCUGGAGUACCGGAAGACCUUCGAGAACUACCUCCACAACGAAGUCUUUGAGAUGAAACGCUCAAGACAACGGCGCUCGGCGAUGGGCGUGGCCAACCAAACGCGCCCGCUCCCCACCGCCGCUUCAGGCAGGCUGUCCAGCACCGCCGCCCCAGAGGACGAGGAGACGUUCGAGAGCACCAAGACGGUGGUCACCGUGCUGGCCAAGGAGUCCACGGUCAUCUCCAACCUGCGCCACUUCACCAGCUACCAGAUCGAAAUCCACGCCUGCAACCACCCGACCGACCCGGCCCGUUGCAGCAUGGCGGCCUACGUCAGCGCCCGCACCAUGCCCGAAGGUUAUGCUCGCACACUUAACGACAAAAUGAACAAAGCCGACGACAUCGCGGGCCCCAUCACCUGCGAGGUGUCCGACAUGAGCGCGCACAUCGCCUGGCAGGAGCCCACCGCCCCCAACGGCAUGAUCAUCCUGUACGAGAUCAACUACAAGCGCGUCGGCGACAGCGAGGAGCUUCACCACUGCGUCUCCAGGAGCAUGUACAAAAGCGCGCGGGGCUGCAAGGUGCGAGUCAUGCACCCCGGGAACUACACGGUGCGGAUCCGAGCCACCUCCCUGGCUGGCAACGGCUCGUGGACACAGCCCACGUACUUCUAUGUUCAGGACGCGAGAGAUCCUCUUAACAUUGCAAAGAUUGUCAUCGGACCCAUCAUCUGCGGGCUGGUGGUGUUUGCUGCCUUGGUCGGAUUCGCUAUGUUCAAGAAAAACCAAACUCAAGGGCCCAGCGGUCCCAUUUACGCCUCGUCCAACCCGGAGUACCUUAGCGCAAAUGACAUGUACGAGGAGGACGAGUGGGAGGUGCCCCGCGACAAGAUCAAAAUCCUGCGAGAGCUGGGCCAGGGCUCCUUCGGCAUGGUGUACGAAGGCAUAGCCAAGGACAUGACCAAGGGCGAAGGCGAGACGCGCGUGGCGGUCAAGACGGUCAACGAGUCGGCCAGCCUGCGCGAGAGGAUCGAGUUCCUCAACGAGGCUUCCGUUAUGAAGGCCUUCACUUGCCACCACGUGGUGCGUCUGCUGGGCGUGGUGUCCAAAGGUCAGCCCACCUUAGUGGUCAUGGAGCUAAUGACCCACGGGGACCUCAAGAGCUACCUGCGCGCCCUACGCCCUGACGCCGAGAACAACCCGGGCCGCCCGCCUCCCACGCUAAAGGAGAUGAUCCAGAUGGCGGCCGAGAUCGCCGACGGCAUGGCGUAUCUCAACGCCAAGAAGUUUGUGCAUCGGGACCUCGCUGCCAGGAACUGUAUGGUGGCUCAAGACUUCACCGUCAAAAUAGGAGAUUUCGGCAUGACCCGAGACAUCUACGAGACAGACUACUACCGUAAAGGAGGGAAAGGUCUGCUGCCCGUCAGGUGGAUGGCGCCCGAGUCGCUCAAGGACGGGGUGUUCACUGCACAUUCGGACUGCUGGUCAUUUGGGGUGGUCUUGUGGGAGAUCAGCACACUGGCCGAGCAGCCUUACCAAGGGCUCUCCAACGAGCAGGUGCUCAAGUUUGUCAUGGACGGAGGAUACCUGGACCGACCGGACAACUGCGCAGACAGGCUACACAACCUGAUGCAGAUGUGCUGGCAGUACAACCCCAAGAUGCGGCCGUCCUUCCAGGAGAUCAUCGAGAUGCUGCGAGACGACCUGCACCCGUCCUACCGCGAUCGCUCCUUCUUCUACAGCGAAGACAACAAGCCGCCCGAGAGCGUGGAAGACCUGGACCUGGACCUGGACAACAUGGAGAGCAUCCCCCUGGACCCCUCGUCCUACUCCCAACGGGAACUCGGCUGCUGCCCCGACCGGGACAGCGGCGGCGGGAGUUACGAGGAGCACCACAUCCCUUUUGCGCACAUGAACGGCGGCGAGACCAACGGACGCAUACUGGCUCUACCGCGCCACAGCCCCUCCUAACCCCAACCGCUCCUUCCACAGAAUCUAUUUUUGUUUCGACAUAAACACACAUCAAUCACACUCUCACCAGAGAAGCCCUCAGUGCAUACCUCAGGAUUUUUACUUUUGCCACAUGCACACACACUACAGCGCUUUUUGUACGUAGGACCUCCGGCAUCUUACCUCUGUACAUACUUUAUAUAAAUAGAGAGAGAAAUAUUCAUUUUUGCCAAGUUUGUGGAGAAAGGAUUCAACUGUGAAACAAGGCUGCUAAUAAACAAACAAACAAACAAACAAAAACUUUUGGAUGAAAGCGAGGGGUGGGAAGCAACAUAAACGGACCUCUGACAAGGCAUCUGAAGAACCUGAGCGCCCCCCAGGAAAAAAAAGAAAAACAUUUGAAAAUGGCUUCCCCACUCCUAUGCUGAAAGGCUCGAUUCUCUGGUUAUUGUGGGGGGGAACCACAGAUAUGGACCCCUGCCAAGCCAUUGGAGGAAGUGGAGUGUCCUCCCUCCCCAAAAGAAAAAAACCAGCGGCUUCCCACUGCCACACGGAAGGUUGUUGUGAAAAUAAGAGCAGGACGACAGUGGCGCCUUAAGAUACGAGUGAGCCAACACACCUUUUUGUAGAUACGAGUUGUUCCGCCGUUUAUUUCGCUUUGGCUUGAGAGCAAGACGUUGAGACGCAAGCUGAAUGGUAGCAGUGAACAAAACUCAACGCGGUUCACAAUUGACAGCUUGGCAAAUAGUGAACAAAUAAGUUGAGGAUUUCAGCCAAAUGAAUCGCAAACCUUUCUCUGCAUUAUGUUAACAAACACUCAGGCUAUCAAAUAGCUUACUGUGAAACUGAUCAGCUCCAAAUAUCUCUAUGGCAGUAAUUGACUGCCUGCCGCCGGUAUCGGAGUAGCACAAUGCUCAUUGGAUUUUUUUUUUUGUAAAGUGCAAAAGUACUUGAUUGAAGGAAAUAGGAACGUGCUAUUUUUCCUCAUUUACAAAAACAUACCCCAAAUUUUUAUGUUUAUAAUUUGGGAGGCUGGAACGGAUUAAAGGCAUUUAAUUUCACUGGGGAAUUAUGAUUUGCCGUAUGAACGUGGUCACAGAACAAGUUAAACUCGUAUUUUAAGGUAUCACUGUACAUAUACGGACCCCCGCCAAGGCUUUUGAGAAACUGGAACCCCCCCCCUGAGGAAAAAAAAAAAAGCAACAACCACAAAAAGGGUUCCCCACUCCUGUAUCGAAAGGCUUGUGAAAGCUUGUGAAAAAGAAGGAAUAGAAGUGACCUUCUCGAAACUCUUGAACAGACUGAUGAAAGGAGCACAGAUGAUUCAUGGUGAUGUUUUUUUUUUUUCUUUUAGUUUAUUUCCUCGCACUCUGCAGUAUUCCAAACAGAAAUGGCACACAAGAUACAACACACACGAGGACACUUUUAGUUGUCUGGUUUUAUUUAUUUGUUUCCGUUACACAUCUACAGCUGAAGGAUAUUUAAAAAAAAAAAAAAAAAAAAUGACCUCACAUUGACCAAUAGCUGCUUUUACUUUUAAAGCGGGUGUUCAAAAACUGUUUUUUGUUGUUAAUAUAACGUGUAUAUAUAUACAGCAUAUCCAUGGUUGAUUGAUGCUUUUUGUAUAUAGUUCAUGUUGCAGAAAAAAAUGUUUUAAAUGUUCCGCUCAUUAUAGUCUUUUUUUGUUUGAUUUUAAUCCAAACUUGUGAACUCAUGAUCAACCAACAGCACUUGGUCCUUUUUCUUUGCUUGAUAGGAGAAGGGGUUUUUUUUUUUUUUUUUGCUAUUUUGCAUCAUCGUUAUCCCUAACGAGAUCAAAUAAAAUGUUAAUAAUGCAGCAAGUUGCAUCCUGCCUUCAGGAGAACAUCAA
Messenger RNA from Syngnathus typhle (broad-nosed pipefish), 6963 nucleotides. RefSeq names its product insulin receptor a (gene insra). Bases 1005 to 5114 code for a protein of 1369 amino acids. The transcript is spliced from 21 exons. Gene Ontology annotation, biological process: positive regulation of MAPK cascade; positive regulation of phosphatidylinositol 3-kinase/protein kinase B signal transduction; multicellular organism development. Gene Ontology annotation, cellular component: membrane; axon; insulin receptor complex. Gene Ontology annotation, molecular function: ATP binding; phosphatidylinositol 3-kinase binding; insulin receptor substrate binding. Lineage: Eukaryota; Metazoa; Chordata; Actinopteri; Syngnathiformes; Syngnathidae. The record is from RefSeq and is a predicted model, not a curated record.